Molecule: messenger RNA, 9715 nt
Organism: Epinephelus fuscoguttatus (brown-marbled grouper)
Lineage: Eukaryota; Metazoa; Chordata; Actinopteri; Perciformes; Serranidae
Product: protein FAM102A-like
Exons: 12
Coding region: 296-1495 (399 amino acids)
Source: RefSeq, a predicted model, not a curated record
UUCACGGAGCCGCUCUGACUGACUGUUGUUGAACUCUACCAGAAGGAAAAGUUGGCGAAGAUGCAGUGAAACCGAGAAAACUGCCACGAACCCAGACUCCAGUUCUGUGCAGCGGCACACAGCUGUACUGUUUUACCAAGUAUGAGGAGCGUCACACCGACGGAACGGUCCAAACUGUUGUUCAGAGAUGACUGACCUGAAGGCAAAGAAGGAUUUUCAGCCCCCACUUUAAAGCCAAAUACAGUAUAUUUAUUUUUAUUUUUUUCUGUUUUCAUUCAUUGGUGUUCAUCACACAAUGAGCACACUCCAGCAGCUGGGAACGAUGUCUUUUUUGAUCAAAAAGAAGAAGUUCAAGUUUCAAGUGCACUUUACAUUGGAGGAGCUUACAGCAGUGCCUUUUGUCAAUGGAGUGCUUUUCUGCAAGAUUCGGUUGAUUGAUGGAGGGGACUUUGCCAUUUUGUCAUCCAGGGAGGAGGUGCAGCAGAACUGCGUUCGAUGGAGGAAGAAGUUCUCUUUCGUGUGUAAAAUGAGUGCUAAUCCAAUCACUGGAGUGUUGGACCCCUGCAUCUGUCGGGUCUCUGUACGUAAGGAGCUUAAAGGAGGAAAGGCCUUCUCAAAGCUAGGUUUUGCUGAUCUCAACAUUGCAGAGUUUGCUGGUUCAGGCUCUACAGUUAGAUGCUGCAUCCUGGAGGGUUAUGACACCAAAAACACUAGACAGGACAACUCUAUCCUCAAGGUAACAAUUGGGAUGACUCUUCUAUCUGGGGAUCCCUGCUUUAAAACGCCUCCCAGCACAGCCAAAUCUGUCUCCAUUGGGGACGAGGACCCCACCCUGCAGCUGGACUGUAAGGGUGAGAGCACUGAUUCCACAGUGCAGCCGCGAGGAGGCAUCAUGGAGGGUCCUCGCGUCUUUAAGCACAGACAGUCAUCAGUACGUAGCUCAGGGCUUCCUGAGGAGGGAGAGAGUGUGUCCAGCCCAGAUGAUGUGUUUCACACUGGUCAUUUCCGCAGCUCCAGCUAUGCCAGCCAGCACAGCAAGAUCUCAGGCUAUAGCACAGCUCAUUCUCGCUGCUCCAGCCUGACUGACCUCAGUCACCAGAGGAACGCCUCAUCCAGCAGCAGUGUCUCCUGUGGGUUCCAACCCAACCAGCUACCUCCCUCCACCCCAACCGAGCCGCACCGACAAGCAACUCCCACCAAACCAGAGAGACCUCCUCUACCCUCUGCAGCAGCCCUCAUAUCCAACAGAUCCUCCAGGAGAAAGAAGGACACUGUGCAGAGGCAGCCCAGUUGUGUGGACGACACCCGCAUUGAUGCAGAUGAUAUUGUGGAGAAGAUUGUCCAGAGUCAGAACUUUUCUGACACCAGCAACAAUGAAGACAGCAACUUGAGACUGUUUGUCAGCAAAGAUGGAACCACUGCCCUCAGUGCGACACAGAUUGCCAACAGAGGAACGCCUGGUACUUUUGAGCCGGUGGUCAUUGAGACUCACUGACAGAUACAUUAACACGUCUCCAGCCUCAUCAACUGGUUACUGAUUCUGUGACAUCGGAAUGUCUGACUGUAUGUGCAUAUUUCUCUCCAGUGCACAUGGCGUGAAAUAAGACUACUAUGAUAUAGAAAUGGAGCCUUUCUAGUAUAUUUAAUCAGGUGGUGGGAGGUGUGUAACACAUGGUUACUGUAUUUUCUCAAAUAGUGGACGGGCCUCAGAUGAAGAAAGGAACAGGCCUGUAUUUGUAUAUAAGUCCAUUUACAAACCCUCCUAUGUGCUCCUGGUUGCUGUGUUAAUUCACAGUUCUAGUUGUUAACUGUUAAUGCAGAUUUAAGACUGCCAGCAGUCCAGGGUGGAAUAGCCCCUCCUCUUUCCUGAGAAGCUUUUAUUGUGAAACAUCUACAGGAGGUGUUGUGUUUUAUUACAGCAGCUUAAUAUUGGCAAAGUAGAAUCAAUCAAAAUUAAUUCAACAAUGAGUGAGAACUGUAGAGCCUGGCUCUUGCCAGGAAGCACACAUUUUAGCCUCAUGCACGGGAAUUAGUAAUUUAUGCCAAAAAUGACCUGAUUUUAUAGGCACAAAUAAGCAAUUCACUCUCCGGAAUUGGUGUCAAGUCACUUUAAAAGGAGGUGCCUAAAAUGCUGAAUUUAUUCCUUUAUAUUGAUAUUAUGUGGACACUGCAUUCAUUUAAGUUGUCCUCGUCCCCUCACGUCUUCUUAUACAGUUGGGAUGCUACAUUGAAGCAUUACUGUCCAGCUGUGGCAGCUGUCAGAUCUAUGCCUAAAGCAUGAAAAAUUAACACUAAUAAGUUGUCAGUGGAAAGACUUCUGAUCUUGCUUGUUAGACAUAUGUUGAAAUGUUAAUAUGUGUAUGUGCAAUAAUGUGCAUGCAUUUUUUGUUUGAGAGCAUAGUUACUAAUUUUUGUGCACAAGUAAGUUUUCCUGAGACCUAAGAAAAUAAUGCAGGCACUAUCUGUAUGAUACAGAUACCAGUUAUUUACUUUCCCCUCUCUUUCUAGGUUGUAUUUUAAGCGCAGGAUUCUAUUUGAGAAUUUACAGUAAUACAGGAAUAAUUUCCUCUACAGUACACUGGAUGUGUGUCAAACUAGUCUCUGGCUUAGUAGGUUCACAGAGUCAUUCAGUUAGUUAAAAUAUGCAGAAUGGUUUGUAAAAAGCAGUGAGCAUCUUUACUCACCGACUGGCAGGCCAGCUGUUAUAUAUAUUCCGUUGUAUCUUCUUGUACUUUUCCUGGGCUAAAAAAAUGUCCUCCAAAGUAAAGUCAAACAUUGAUUGAAGAAAUUACUGCAAGGAUUUGAAUCACAAGAUCAACUCAGGCAUGAACAUUUUUUUUCUUCAUUUAUUAAUUCAGUCUUGCAGCCACUUUGAUUAAAUAUUGGUCAAGUUGUGUGCAGAACUGAAAUAGUGUAAAGAGUAUAUGGUUGACAGCUCUCAGUUUUCCAGUAUGCAGAAAAACUUAAAUACACCAUUUUGAAAAAUGAAAAUGUUCCAUUUCCCCUCGCCAAAAUUUAGUGUAAAUUUGGAGCAUUAUUUUGCACCUUUUCCGACAAGAUAACAUGAUAACAUGGUUGGUACCAAUGGAUGCCUCAGGUCCUCUGGUUUAAUAUGAUUCCUGUGUCUUCACUGUAGCUUUAACUGAGCCAGAAACAGCAGGUCUGUCUCACUUCUCACCUUCAGCUCUGCCUGUAUUACCUGCUGCUUCUUUACAUUUUUUUGCCAGAUAUUUGUCCUUAGCCUCUCUGCUCCUUUUAUUUUCUUGUUCUCUUUGUACCCUGACUUUUCCUUUAGGAGCCUCUGACUUUUGGUGCAACAUUCUGACUUUGUUAAUCAGGCUGCAGUCCGCCUCACAUGUUUACAUUAGCGUGUUCUGUGCAUCAUACUCUGACCCCCUCUGUCAUUUCACAAUACCUGCAGGGGGGUGGGAGUAUCAGAUGGCACGUUGAAAUGUGUUUUAAUUAUAAAAAUACAUUUAUUUAUCAUGUAAAUACAUAUAACUUAUAUUGUCAGUGAUUUCAAUCAGUAAGUAAAUUGUUGUAUUUGAUCCAAUUUAAAGGUCAUCCAUAGACCUUUUCAAUAACAUAAAUGUUGGCUCAGUUCUAUUCAAGUCAUGACAGGGAACCAGAAAGAACAGUUCAGCCAUCAUUUGAUUAUUGACACCUGUGCUUUUCUUUUUCCAAAUAUCCAAAAAUGUUCAGCGUUACUGCAAGUAGAUACAAAAUACAAAAUGUAUGUGUAAAUGUGAUUAAUUGGAUCAUAUCUGCAGGAAGUACAAAAAUGUGUAGGGACACCCCCUCUAUACAACAAUGUCCUCUAUAAUUUGGAGUCAUUUUUUACACCUGUCUCAGUCUCCUAGUCCAUUGGGGGAUUGGUUUUGCAACCAAGAAACAGUUAUCAUCUUCCUUGCACUUAAGAGAUAUAGAAAUGAUGUUAUCUCACUCUUAAUGUUCUCCCAAAAUUUCUGCAGUUUUGGACAAUCGCAAGAAAUAUGUGUACAAUCUCCAGUCAUCAGGCACCACACUUAAGUUAAAAUCUACUGUAAGCAUUGUUACAACUACAGGUGUACAUUCUGUUAGUUUUAAACUUUUAGGGAGAUCUGUUGCUGAUGAUCAGAACAGUAACAAGUCACUGACUCAUCAGUGGCCAACAUUUCAAUAAAUCCUGGAAGACCUGCUCACUGUACGGGAAUUUACGAGGUGCAUUACUGAACCAAGGAAUAGUCUGACCACAUCCAGUGAAACUUUGACUGGUGCUAAGUGCACAAAUUACUUGAACAAUACCCUGAAAACCACUGCAUGGUGGGAAUUGUAGUGCAACACUGAAAUAAUGGUGCGUCCAAGGGGGGCCUCCUCAACUCGCAAAACUGAACAUUUCUAAGUUUACCACCAGGAAGUGGUAUCUGAUCAGCCUGCAAGAUACAGGACAGAACAUGUCAGUGGUGAAGUCAACCCAUGACAGCCAGUGUUUCACUUUAACACAUGAUGGACAGCUGGAAACAGUCCAUCAGGGUGAUAUCCAUUACUUUGAUUUCUCUAUCAUAAGGUAUAAAUACACGUAACAGACUACAUCAUGCUCAGGCUGACAACAGGAUCAAACUGGAGAGUUUAUGUGUGGUGUUUAGUAUUUAUGUCCCACUGCAACUUUUUCACUGGUUCAGUUCAUGUGAUGGAUUUACCACUGACUAAUCAAUCAGUCAAUCAUUUUUUUGGUCACAUGAAAUCAUAUAAGGUACAAUUCCAGUGAAAUGAUGAACACAAAAGUCAAACCACUGGUUAAUAUGAUUGUAUCUUGUCAUUAUUGUCUGACUUCACGAGUUGACGAGGACCCACGGAAUGCAGCACAAGAGCCAUCGGAGGCUCAUACUGAGGACAGACGUCCUCUGCAGACUGACUCAAAAUCAGCCUGAAACUGGAACAUAAGCUUUAUAGCCUUUUAUUAUAUUUUGAUGCUAUUUGAUCACUGUUUAUACAUACUUAAUAUACUAUUUUGCACAUGUGUACUCUCUUAGGAGGAUUGUUAGAAACCACUUAAAGGACAUGGAGAUUGCAUGGUUGUCUGAAAGGACAUAUGACAUGUUGAGUUUUUUAAGUCUCUUUAUUCUUUUCCACGUUUCAUUUCAGUGCUCGUCAUAGAACAAAAUGUAAUUUGGUGAAUCUGUCAAAGGCUGCUCUUCUGAGACAGCAGUAAGCAUGCGUGCAUUCAUAUGGCUGGCCGUAUGGAACCGUCCACUUUCUGCACUUACUAAUUACUUUGAAUUUGAAUGCUCUUAGUCUAAUCAGGAAUGUACAAUUUUGUGGUGAUAUUCAAGAGGCUUUUUCAGACUUUGGUCAUAUUAACUUAGAAAUAUGUAUAUUAAUAUACAAAGAUAAGCUGAGUCUAGAAUGCAACUAUGUUAUGAGCAGGACCAGCUUAAAAACAUGUUACAUUGCAUAGAAAAGAUCUGAAUGAGCUGAUUUUAGCAGUGGAAGAAGCUGUAAACACAACACUGACAUAUGGCAUUAUGAAGUUGUUCUGGCUUAUGUGUUAGCAGCCACAAAGCAAUAUCAUCAUUUGUAUGGAGUCGUUUUUCUGACCUGAUGAAUGAAAGUCCAUAUUCAUGCUGUUUAAGCUCUGUUUUUGGUCACCACAAACGCCUGAGAAAAUGAUCUGUCUCUUUGGCUUUUAAAUGCUGCACUAUGUUCACUAGCUAGUCCCUAACUUUGUGUCUUCUUUAUUCAGCAACUUUGUAGUUGACAACUGCUGCCUGAUGGCAAUGGGGUUGAUGAUAUCAUGGUCUAUGAGUUAAAAACAAAAACAAAAAAAUGAUCUACAAGAGGCUUAAAAGCUCAGCAGAGCUGAGGGGAACUGCAGAGCUGGUGAUAAUUCACUGUGGUUGACCACUUAACAUUACAUGCUGUAGCUGUCUGAUCCAUUUUUAAAAACAGAUCAAGUGCAACUUUAAAUUUCAGUAAUUUAAGAAUCAUUUUACUGUUGACUCACCUUGGAACCACAGUGCCUGUCUUUUUGGAGGAUCUGAGUGGCAGAUGGAUUACUGAUUGAUGAUCAGUUGACUUCUGCAGGACCAAAUAGAUUGAAUGUGCAUGAGAAUUAUGUUAGUCGGUCAACUACCUUUGAGGCUCAGAUUAAUCAGCCCUGUCUCUUAGAAAUUGCGUUUAUAUACAACUAAUUUGAAACAGCACCUGUUUUUUAGGAAAACAUAAUGCUGAGUUAAUUGUGUUUUCUAUUAACAUAAUGAAGAAAUGUUUCUAAUUGAUGUAUCUGGCAAGUCACAGAAAUGAUGAUAUUGAACAAAUCAACUCACUGACAGCACAUUUCAUUUGUUUUCUGCAAAAAAAAAAAAAGGCACUCUUGCAAUGCAGUAGGUAGUUGCUACAGCACAUUUGUGCCUAGGCAUAAUGUUUUUGCAUUGUCCAUUUGUAUGUCCAUCCAUACAUUCAUCCAUACAUCCAUACCAUUCUCAUGAAGGCAAUAUCUCAAGAAUGCCGUGAGGUAAUUUAUUCAAAUUCGGCUCAAAUGUCCACUUGGACACAAAGAUAAAUUGAUACAUUUUGGUGGCUAUAAGUCAGAGGUCAAGGUCAGUGUGACCUUGCAUCCGUCUUAUUCUUGUGAAUGCUAUAAUCCAAGAAUGCCUUGAGGAAAUUUGGCAAAAGCAUCCACUGGAACUUAAGGAUGAACUAAUUAGAUUGGUGGUCAAAGGUCACAGUCAUUGUGAUCUAGCGUCCAUCUCAUUCUCGUGAAUGAAAUAUGUCACAAACACUGUGAAGGAAUUUCUUCAAACGUAAAUAAGAAAGCAAUUUAGUAACAUACAAAAGUAAUUUUAAGGAGACAGGGUGGGAUUAAUGGAACAGAGAAGAAUGCUGGCUUCUGAUUUGGUGCUGUUUUGCACAGUAUUUGCCCAAAAAAAAAAAAAAAAAAAAAACAUCAGACAGAACUCAUUGCACUUUGUAGUUUUUUUUUUUUGGCAGUUUUUGUUUUGUGUGGAUGCUGCAACAUAUUGUAGGACUGUAACUCAUGGUAAAAUAGAUUAACACAAAAGUUUUCAUAUGAUAGUUGAAAAGCUUGUGUAAACUCUGUCCCCUCUGUGUCUAGAGCUAACAGUGAUAAUGUAGGCGGCGUGUUGGCCAUGGUGAGGUCAGUCCCACAGCUGCAGCUGCAGCUGCACAAAGCCCCUGUUGAACCAGGACUGACAGUAUACAAUAGAUGCUCAACCCACUGUGUGUCUGCAGUAUGUGUAUGUUAUUGUCUUUUUUGUGAUACUGUACUGUAUGUGUGAGUGUGCCAAUACAUGCAUGCAGGACAUGCAUGUUUGACUGACCUUUUCGCCUUUGCUCUGGCCAUCAAGCCCUCUACUGGAUAAAUACUGCACAAUCAACUGAGGCAAAUACUGGUGAACAUAGGGCAAACUGUGGGUGUCAAAUGGGGUUCCAGUCAGCUUUCCACUGUUGUCCACACUAAAGCACAAAAAAUUUGUAAUAUUAUUAUUACUAGUUACUUAUUCAGUACAGUUUCCGCAAAUCCUCGCCCAUUUUCUCCACUGUCAUUUUUGUAUCUUUAAACAAAUGCAUUUUUUCCAACAGUAGUUCAUAUUUGUCACUUCAUGGUUCUCUCCAGUGUACAAGGGGCCAGUCCCACCCUGUACAGGUGGAUCUCUUGCCCUUUUUCCACCAAAUUGGCUCUGGUUCUCACAUUGGUUCUGUUCAGGAUUCUUGGAACCUUAGUGCUAUCUAGCUAACCAGCCCACAUUUCCACAAGUUUUUCAUGGUACCAUUUUAAUCAGGAUGUGUCAUCAACGGAGGACAUUGCACAGUACACAACAGAAGUGAACAGUAGUGGCAGAAUUACAGAUAACAUUAAUUACCUGCAAACUUUUGUUCUCUUAUUACAUAUAUUUUACAUAGUUUUACAUACAUUAGCAAAUUAUAACAAUAAAAUGAAAGGAUAUUUUGCUGUCUCUAAUGUUACUCAAGCCCAGUCACCCAGCUGAAGACGUGAAUCCAUCAACACACCUUCAAUUUCAAUAUGUAUUAUGAUUAUUAUAUAAUUCUUAGAUAUUAUUAUUAUAUAAUUGCUGUGUUGUAAUAUUUCAACUUUGACCAUUUCAUUAGUUUUUAUUGUCUCUCUUGGAUGACAUUCAAUUUUAGUAAUGAGAGGAUCUUUAAGUGUUAAAUAAAAGUUAAUUUCAACCGUAUUAUGUGAACUGUAAAUAUUCUAAUCCUUACUUGGAGAAAAAAAAAGAGCUCCGGAGCAUCGUUCCUGUGGGCUCCAGCAACACUAAACCCCUGAGCUUGCCUGAGAAGGACUAAAUGCACAAACCCCCUACUUUUAAAUAUCCCAUGGAGAGAGACUCCCACUCAGCCUGUUCUAUUUUGUUCUGAAAAUGUAGGUGUGCAGCUCCUUUUUGUAGACGAUAAACGAAGUGCAGGCUUCCAUCUUUGUCACCAGUGAUGAGGAAAUACAGUGAUUGCUGGACAGAGCAGUGAGUGACAACAACCCCGCCCACAUUUAAGAGUACUGUUUGCAGUAGAAAUGCUAAACGGACCUAGGGUCUAGGUACCAUGUCUGAAGGGUACCUUUGAUUUCCAAAGGUACUAUACUGAAAGUGAUUGGUGGAAACGGAACUUCUGACACCCCCACUAAUGUUGUCCCUGUUCACACUUAAGGUCAAGGAAGACCUGCUAUUUUGGCUCCAGCUGGGAACCAACUUUUCAGUUUCUGAACCAAAUUAUUUUUGGUUAAAAUGCUUUAAACAGUUCAAAAUUAGGCAGUGGAACCAGAAUGGAACCAGUGCCAUGUUGGUAGUAAAGUGUUAUGUGUUUUACACAGAGAACCGUGGAACCAUCUUAACUAUUUUCUUUUGAUUUUCAGACCAGCAGGCUGGUCUACAGAUUUGUACAGAAUUGUAUGUAAAAGUUAGCAUUGUAUGGUGAGAUGGGACUGAAAGGAUGAACUCAUUCAUUACAAUGGUGGUCAUGAGAGAAUACUUCAAGUAAAGGGAACCGUGUGCAUUGGUGAAUUGUCUGCUACUGUGAUUUGUUCUUGAAAUACUUUUAACGUAACAUGUAAAUGUGUAACCUGUGACCUUAUUAAUGAAAUUUAUACAACUUAAUGUUUGGAGGGUUUUUUUGCAUGUGGUGAAAAGGUGUUUUCUUUCCUGAUAAUUUGAAAUGAAACAGAAUUGUUGCAUAAUUACAUUGGGAUUAUUUACAGCUGUAAUACAUCAUUUGAAAAAGAAAAACAUUUAGGUGAAGAGAACAUAGAAACUAUUAACUGCUACUAUUUUGUAACUUAUUCACUUCAAAUUGGAUCUGUACUUCUCAAAUUACUAGUAUUAUAAUAUAUGCAUAUAUGUCUACAUUUUUGGUACACUUUUGUUAUCCUCAGAAGUUAACUUAUGAAUAGAAAAUCUGAAAUCUUUUAGUUUUUUCCCAAACAUAUUGUAACUUCAGAUACAAAUGGUUUUUGUCCUUGUGCUAAAGUGCCAGGAAAUGUCAAAGUCACAUCAAAUGUUGAGAUUAUUUUUCCUAUUAAUUACUGUAAACUGUUGAGGAGAAAUUGAUUAUGGUUUGCAUAAACAUGCCAAAUAAAAUGGUAAAGCCUGGAAUCAUCAUUAUUAUGUAUUUGAUGUGGAGUUAUUUAAUCAUCGUAUAAACAUGGCUGGUGCUGAUGCACCACACACUAGUUUAAAUUAAUCAGAUAAAAUCUCACUGAGAU